This is a messenger RNA of Pogoniulus pusillus (Red-fronted tinkerbird), 1923 nucleotides long. RefSeq names its product mitochondrial ribosomal protein L22 (gene MRPL22). Lineage: Eukaryota; Metazoa; Chordata; Aves; Piciformes; Lybiidae. Bases 85 to 720 code for a protein of 211 amino acids. The transcript is spliced from 7 exons. Gene Ontology annotation, molecular function: structural constituent of ribosome. Gene Ontology annotation, biological process: translation. Gene Ontology annotation, cellular component: mitochondrial large ribosomal subunit; ribosome. The record is from RefSeq and is a predicted model, not a curated record.
GCCAAGCGCCGCGCACGCCGUCGCAAAACGCGAGCUCCGCGGAGCGUGCGCCCAGCGCGCCUGCCGUAAAGCGAGGCGGACAGGAUGGCUGCGCGCUGGGCGCUCGGUGUGGGUAGCGCCUGGGUGCGCGGUCUGCUCGGCUGGGCGCAGCCGGAGAGGUGGCUGGCAUCCAGUAGCCUUCGUCCUCUGUCAUGCGACCACACAAGUACAUAUCUGCAGAAACCUGUGAAGUGGGAGAAAAAGAACAGGGUUGUUUACCCUCCACAGCUCCCUGGAGAACCUCGCAGACCAGCUGAAAUAUAUCACUGUCGGAGGGAUAUAAAAUACAGCCAUGAAAAGAUGUGGUAUCUUGCCAAACUGAUAAAAGGAAUGUCUAUUGAUCAGGCUCUUGCUCAGCUGGAAUUUAGUGAUAAAAAGGGAGCAAAGGUGAUCAAAGAGGUUCUGUUAGAAGCACAGGACAUGGCAGUAAGAAAUCACAAUGUUGAGUACAAAUCAAAUUUACAUAUAGCUGUGUCAGCCACGGGCAGAGGCCGCUAUGCGAAGAGGAUUCGUUAUCAUGGCAAAGGCAUGUUUGGCAUCAUGAAGAUCUCCAGGUGCCAUUACUUUGUGAAGUUGGUGGAAGGUCCCCCUCCUCCUCCAGAGCCACCAAAGACUGGUUUUGACCAAGCGAAAGAAUACGUGCAGCAACUGCGAAACAGAACCAUUGUUCACACGCUGUGACAAACUUUUGUGACUAGAUAGGUAUUUCUUGUUUGACAAUGUAAGUAUAUAAAAGAGCAAUUAAAAUCAUCUUUUAGUUACAUCUCUGGUGCUGCUGGGGCUGGAUUACUGAAGAAUCAUCACAGACUUUUUAUUUAGUUGUCACGCCAUGGGUUCGGGAGAAUCUUGCAAAAGCAGCAUCAGAUGAUACUUUUACUGCGGUUUUUUGGGCCACAACAUUCAAGCUCUACCCAGGAAUAUCAAAUGUAGAGCAUAUGAUGCCGUUACAAAGCUUGUAGGAAACUCUGGUUGUCCUCAGAUCCACACAGCUGUCUGUGCUGUAUGGUUGUGUCUUCUGUGAAAGUGUGCUUGACAGUCAUGCUGCAAAAUCAAGACCUGGACUAAAACUUGCUAUCUCAAAAUAGCUACAACGGCAUAACGAAACAAGUGAGAGUAACGGUUGAGAUUAUCAGGCUUCGAUUUAUGCUUUCUUUAUCUGGUAUGCUCUUUCUUUACAGCCUUCUGUUGUGCAUCGUAGGUGGUAUGUCUGUGAGUGGGGAAUAAAAAACUGGUUUAAAGCUCAGUCUGUGGCAGUCGGUAGGUGGCGAUGUUUAGUUUGUCAGAGGGAAGCGGCAGUGAAAACUCGCAGCGCGUUGAGACUGCUCUUGAUUCUGACCGUGGCAUUGAUAGUCUGAUGUGUGCACGGAGUUCAGGCUCCUCUCUGUGGAAGCUCGGUAAGGGCAACAGGCACAAUAUGGACAAGAGCUUGUCUUGGUGAAGAGUGCACCAGCUAAUCUCCACUGUCUGGAAACAAAUUGCUUUUGUAAUGUGGAGGCAAGUAAAAUGCUCUGUGGAUUUAAUAUGGAAUGGCUUAUUGUAUAUACAAAUCAGACUUCCAGUUCUCUGAAAACAAUGCCUUUUUUCAUUACUCUUUUUAAGAGAAAAAGACUGAGGUUAGUAGGAGGAAUCUCAUUUCACUCAGAUCAUGAACAUCAACAUGAAAAGAAUCAGCAGUUGCUUGUUUGUGCAAAUGGCUGAAACUUAGACCUUUCUUUUCUAUUCUGGGAACAUUAGGCUGUAUUCUAGAGACGAAUUGCUUACUUCAUUUGAGUCUUGGUAUCACACCAACUAGCAGUAAUCUUUCUGACAUGUCUUUGCUUUGGUAUUUGAGUGAUGGUGAAGGGACAGUUUCAGUAAAGAAAAGUUACUUUGCUGACUUUAAAA